Branchiostoma floridae (Florida lancelet) is the source of this 469-nucleotide messenger RNA. RefSeq names its product collagen triple helix repeat-containing protein 1-like. The coding region runs from base 208 to 462 and encodes 84 amino acids. Lineage: Eukaryota; Metazoa; Chordata; Leptocardii; Amphioxiformes; Branchiostomatidae. The record is from RefSeq and is a predicted model, not a curated record. The transcript is spliced from 3 exons.
AGGGGAGACCGGGGAGAAAAGGGGGAGACUGGGUCUCCAGGCACAGCAGCCAGAGCGAGAGUGAAGCAGUGUGUCUGGAACAACCUGAAUAACGGGGCGGACUCUGGGAGGAUUGUGGACUGCCAGUUCAACAAGGUGUCCUCAACAACCGCUCUGCGCCUGACGUGGAACGGUGAUCUGAGGUACACAGGAUCUGCCGCCGGCUGCAUGCGCUGGUUCUUCACCGUUAACGGCGAGGAGUGCAACAAUCCGGCCCCGAUAGACGGCGUAGUGUACACUACCGGGGUAAACGUCCACCGUGUGUCAACAAUUGACGGCCUUUGUUACAACCUGCCAACCGGCCCUCUGACGGUGACUUUGAACGUCGGCACAUGCGCAGAUGGGCAUGCUGGCGGAGACGCCUACACUGGAUGGAACUCUUACUCUAGAGUGAUCCUGGAGGAACUGGACAUGGCUGACUAGCGCGUCU